This is a messenger RNA of Penicillium coprophilum, 342 nucleotides long. RefSeq lists its product as uncharacterized. The transcript has a single exon. Lineage: Eukaryota; Fungi; Ascomycota; Eurotiomycetes; Eurotiales; Aspergillaceae. The record is from RefSeq and is a predicted model, not a curated record. The coding region runs from base 1 to 342 and encodes 113 amino acids.
AUGCAGGGGCUUAUUCAUCGAUGGAGUAAACCCACAAUUCUCGCAGCUCAUCUCGACAUUCUCGACACCAUCAUCUGGGAGAUCAAACAUAGCCAUAGCUUCCACCAUGCCCCUGCUCCAAUUCGCCCAGCAUGCCUCGACACUGCGAAGCUCUUCAGCGGUAGUGACGGCAACAUCACACAGUUCACUUCUGAUGCCGAUUUCCUGACACCUACGAGAAACGGCCUGCGCAAGGCUCUCGUCGGUGGUGGUCCAAGUGAACGGCGCAAAUGGUUUCAAGUUGCUGGCCAUUUGGGGAAUCAAGCCCGGCUCGUCGAAUCGGUUGACAAAUGCCUCCAGUAG